Cucumis melo (muskmelon) is the source of this 891-nucleotide messenger RNA. RefSeq names its product L10-interacting MYB domain-containing protein-like. The transcript has a single exon. NCBI's taxonomy places the organism in Eukaryota, Viridiplantae, Streptophyta, Magnoliopsida, Cucurbitales, Cucurbitaceae. The record is from RefSeq and is a predicted model, not a curated record. The coding region runs from base 1 to 891 and encodes 296 amino acids.
AUGUCCAUAAAUAUAACUACAAAUAGAGAUGAAAAAGAAAAACAAUUCAAUGCAAUUUGGGAUGAUACUACAACCGCUGCAUUUAUCCAUGCUUGUGUUGAUGAAACUUUGAAAGGGAAUAGACCAAAUGGACAUUUAUGUAAAGAAGGGUGGAAAAAUGUUAUUAGAAUAUUUAGAGAGAAAACCGAAAGAAAUUAUGAUCAAAGAAAAAUGAAAAAUAAAUGGGUUGUAUUAAAAAAAGAUUGGCAGAUAUUGAUAGACUUGGUUGGAAACAACACAGGCUUGAGUUGGGAUUCACUAAGACAAACUAUUGAUUCACCAACUAGAUGGUGGGAAGAAAAUUUAAAGGUUAAGCUUGAGGAGGCAAAAUUUAGAGCAAAGGGGUUGCAAAAUGCAGACCAAUUAGAUAUUCUUUUUAAAAAUAUUGCAGUUACGGGAGAUGGAGCAUGGGCACCAUCUCAAGGAUUUGUACCUCCAAGUACUGAAGGCAAUUCAUCUAGACAUGUAGGAGAAAAUGAUGAUACAUUUGAGGAUAUGAAGUAUAAUGAUACUAAUGAUACGGAAUAUUCAAUACAUAAUGCUGAGGAUUAUACUCAAGGGAAAGGGAAAAAAAAAAGAAAAAGAAUAGGAUCAAAAGGUAAUGUUGCAAAUAAACUUUGUGAUCAGUUGGAACGUGUGUGUGGAUCAAUAGAUAAUAGGAGAAGAGAUCUUCCAGGUUGUAGUAUUUUUGAAGUGAUAAAUGUCUUACUAGACAUACUUGGAAUUAUAAAAGGUAAUGAGCUUUUCAUGAAAGCUGUAGAUAUCUUUACAAAAAGGAAAAAUAGAGAAAUGUUUGUAGCGCUACAAGAGCCUGAGAUUCAAGUUGCAUGGUUGAAACAAAAGAAAGUUUGA